ACAGGCGUUUUUCAGGACACGGACAAAAUAGUCAUAGAAGACAGGUUAGGGCAUCCAGGGUGGAAGGGGUUGAGGCAUAAAUGAGUAUGUUGGGGUCAGGGAAGUAGGAUGUGCAGGUGAGAGCACAGAUGGCAGCAUGUGCUGUGAGGUGAGAGAGAAGAGGGCAUCCUGGGUGCUGGGUUUUCGUGCCCAGGGUGCUGUGGUGACUACUGCUCAUCUUCUCAGACAUACCCAUCAUCUCCAUGUUUUACACAUUUCCUUUAAAAGUAUUCAGCACCAACCUGGAGCAGAAAACAGCCAUGUCACGUCGUGGAGCCCAAGUGUAGGAUGUAAAUCCACCAAUAGGAAAUGUCUUCAGUCUCCUUGAGGUUGGAAACCUGUUCUCUCUCUCUCUCUCUCUCUCUCGCUCUCUCGCUCUCUCGCUCUCUCGCUCUCUCGCUCUCUCGCUCUUUAGGUUUCCCAAGGAACAAAAGCCCAGCACUGAAUGCGGGGGAAUCACUCUAGUGCCAGCGAAUUCUAUCUCGUUGGCUUCCCCGGCUCCAGAGACCUGCACCAGGUGCUCUUUGCCACCUUCCUCUUGCUCUACUCAGUGACCCUGAUGGGAAACACGGUCAUCAUCGCGCUCGUCUGUGUCGAUAAACGUCUGCAGUCCCCCAUGUAUUUCUUCCUUGGCCAUCUCUCUGCCUUGGAGAUCCUGGUGACAAGCAUCCUCGUGCCUGUGAUGCUGUGGGGGCUGCUGCUCCCUGGGAUGCAGACAGUGUCUCUGCCUGGGUGUGUCGCCCAGCUCUUCCUGUACCUUGCUGUGGGGACCACAGAGUUUGCCCUGUUGGGAGGGAUGGCCGUGGACCGUGACGUGGCUGUCUGCAACCCUUUGAGAUACCACAUCAUUAUGAACAGCCGCACCUGCAACUUUGUGGUAAUCGGGUCCUGGGCGUUUGGGUUUCUUUUUCAAAUCUGGCCAGUUUACGCCACGUUCCAGCUUUCCUACUGCAAAUCUAACGUGGUGAACAAUUUUUUCUGCGACCGAGGGCAACUGCUCAAACUCUCCUGCAGUAAUACUCUUUUCAUGGAGUUCAUCCUCUUCUUAAUGGCUGUUUUUGUUCUUUUUGGUUCUCUGAUCCCCACAAUUGUCUCCUACAGCUACAUUGUCUCCACCGUCCUCAGGAUCCCCUCGCGUCGGGCUGGAGGAAAGCCUGCUCUACCUGUGCCUCCCACUUCACCUGUGUUGUAAUUGGCUAUGGCAGCUGCUUGUUCCUCUACGUGAAACCCAAGCAUUGAUAGGGAA
Messenger RNA from Sus scrofa (pig), 1285 nucleotides. The record is from RefSeq and is a predicted model, not a curated record. Lineage: Eukaryota; Metazoa; Chordata; Mammalia; Artiodactyla; Suidae.